Molecule: messenger RNA, 1928 nt
Organism: Gossypium arboreum
Lineage: Eukaryota; Viridiplantae; Streptophyta; Magnoliopsida; Malvales; Malvaceae
Product: protein PHLOEM PROTEIN 2-LIKE A10-like
Exons: 1
Coding region: 433-1686 (417 amino acids)
Source: RefSeq, a predicted model, not a curated record
GAAAAAAGCAUUAAACUGAACGCACUUUUUUACAUUUUCCCUAAAAACAUGCCAACUCAAUGUUUUUUAAUGAAAUCGAUUCUUUCUAAUUAUUUUUGAACAAAACGAUCUAUUCUCGGUUUUUUUUUUUUUAUUGUAAAAAUGCGGUUAGUAAUUUAGUCCUAAUCCCCUUCCUGACAAAAGGAAAUUAGUUUAUUUAUCUUCUUUGAAUGCUGCUCUUAAAUUGUCUUAUCUAUUAUGGAUAAAAGGAAAAAGAAAACCCUCUGUCUACAUCUAACCUUCAGAAAAUAAAAUGAAAGGAAACCCUAGAUUUCUCGACCUGUGAAUACUUAUCCAAAAACCAUAAAUCUCUUGGUUAAUAGCUUCUUUCUUGCUAGUAUUUCGAAAGCCUCGGAUCCAAUUCCUGUAUCUCUAGGGUUUUUGUUUUGGUUAAUGGAUUUGCAAUUGGUGAACAAUGCGUUGACUUUUUCACGAAGGAAGAAAAAAUGGCUUAUAUUGCUAGCUAUAUGUGGAGUCUCUGGUUAUGGGGUCUAUAAGGUGUAUAAUUUACCCUCUGUGGUGAAGAAAAGGAAGAGGCUUUUCAAGCUCUUCGGAGCUCUGAUUUCGUUAGCUGAGUUGGUCUCCGAAUCCGCCGAGACCAUCAAUGUUGUCUCCAAGGAGUUGAAGGAGUUUUUGCAAUCCGAUUCUGAUCAAGCUCCGAGUAGUUUGAAGCAAAUUUCAAAAAUUGUGAGAUCAGAGGAAUUUUCCCAAUCUUUAAUUUCGGUUACUGAGGCUUUAACAGUUGGAGUUUUAAGAGGGUAUAAGUUAGAAUCAGCGAAUGAGAAUGAAUUCGCAGCGGGUUCCGAAAAUUCCAGCAUUACUGAUAGGGUGUUGGAUAGGGUUUUUUCUAAUGCUGGGACUGGUUUUGUAUCUGUUGUUGUUGGUAGCUUUGCUAGGAAUCUGGUUUUGGGGUUCUACUCAAGUGGCGGAGAAGUGGAGGGUUUGAGUGGGAAUAAUGGGUCAUCUGAUGUACCCAAAUGGGUUAAUGUCCUUUAUGAUGAUAAGUCUAAAGAGCUAAUUGCUGAUUGCAUUCAAAGAUUUGUAAGCACAGCUGUUGCAGUUUAUCUUGACAAGACAAUGGACAUUAAUACUUAUGAUGAAAUUUUUGCUGGGAUGACCAAUCCCAAGCAUCAAAAACAUGUCAGAGACACUCUGGUUUCUGUUUGUAAUGGGGCUGUGGAAACACUGGUGAGAACAUCUCAUCAAGUGUUGACAAGUUCAAAAUUGAAUUCGGCUUCAACAUGCUCGAUUUUUGAUCAGAGCGCAGGUGCUGGGGGAAUGAGAGAUGGUUUCGAGAAGGAAGUGUCAUUAAAAGGAGUGAAAAGGGGGAGCUCAUUUGAUGGGAUUCAGAAUAAUGGGUGGGUUGAUAAGGUCUCAUCCACAUGGGCAGUUCCCAGCAAUAGGAAGUUUGUGCUUGAUGUGACUUGGAGAGUAACCUUUGAAACAUUAAGGUCUUUAGUAUUUUUUAUAUUAUGGAUGCUUUCAGAGGGUCUGAAAAGAAGCGUUCAUAUUGUCCAUGAGGAAGUUGUGGAAAGGGGACUGGAUGUUAUCCGAUAUGUUGGUGCUAAGUCUUCCAUUAUAGUCACCGUUUGUCUUGCUCUGUAUUUACAUAUCACGGGUGGUAGUAGGGUUCUGAUGCCUGCUUGAAUGUGUUUUCAGUCCAACUUUUUCGAGGAAAUAUAAUGAAAUCUUACUGAAGUUGCUUAUAUCAGAAGGCCUUGUAUGUAUAUUUCUCUCCUGGAAAAUGUUUAUAGUAUUAGGAAAUACUCAGCUUCCUUCAAAUUUAUUUGAAUGUAUACUCAAUAAUCUCAGUUCUCACUGCUGUAUGCCAGAACUAGUGGUAUUUGUUCCAAAAAUAUCAAAUCCUUUUAUUAUUUUAGAAACGAAAA